Hyla sarda is the source of this 5052-nucleotide messenger RNA. Its product is annotated as general transcription factor II-I repeat domain-containing protein 2-like. The transcript is spliced from 22 exons. NCBI's taxonomy places the organism in Eukaryota, Metazoa, Chordata, Amphibia, Anura, Hylidae. The record is from RefSeq and is a predicted model, not a curated record. Bases 756 to 1790 code for a protein of 344 amino acids.
GGUAAAAAAAAGGAGCCAAAUCCUGUCAGGAGCAUUGUGAGAGAAAAUGAGGAAAUUGUGAAGUAAAAAGUGUGAGGAAAAGUGACCUGGGGACAAGAUACCUCUAGACAUGGCAGAAAUCAGUGAAAUAACAAAGAAAAUGGGGUGAAUAUAAACACCAGGCGGCCAUUAUAACACCACAGAGCAAAACUCUGUAUGGAGGACUUACCACAGCGCAAAACCCUCACAAAAUCUCCUGUUUAGUAACAAGAGCCUCCAUUUUGCCUUAUUUUGCCUCAAAUCUCACACCAUCUGAACAACAUAAAAGAAAGAGACAUCUCAUAUGGCGCACAGUGUUUGUAUAGCGAUCUGCGUUUAGAAGACCGCCAAAUUUUACAUGUAGGUGGCAUGAUGUCAUUGUAAGCUCUUCUAUACAUACUUACCACCACAUCUGAACAUCCAGUAGCUGUAAGGAUAACUUCCUGAAAGCAGACAGAUACCGUCGUCUCAAAGAACAUCCUGGACGUGAAGAAUCAGCCGCUGCUCCAGGUGUACAGGUAUAGAAAAGCAGAUCAACAGACUCACAGCAGCAAGAGAGAAAUAAAAGGCAAAAAAAACUGUCAGAGGCGUCUGGCCAGACCGACCACGUGAAGAGAACAUUCCCAUUCUCAUGUAAUCACACUACAAGUCCUGGUCUAUAGCUUUCUGCAAAUAUGACCUAAAAUUCCCAGCUCUUUGCUGCUUGAGGACAUCAACGAAGGAACAUUUCAGUACCCAUGGGGGAAACAAUUAUGUCAAGAAAGAGAAAAAUUGACUCGGAGUGUAGGAUAUUCAAAGAACAGUGGACUUAUGAUUACUUUGUCAUACAGUACAAGGAAAGAGCUGUGUGUCUGAUAUGCCAGAAUAUAGUGUCUGUGUUCAAAGAAUACAAUUUGCGUCGACACUAUGAAACUCAACAUAAAGAUAAAUAUGAUUGUUUGGUUGGAGAAGUGAGAAAAGAUAAAAUAUUAAAACUGAAAAAUACAUUGACAGCUCAGCAAAAUACUUUUGUGAAGCAGAAGCAGCUAAAUAUUUCAUCACUGACAGCAAGUUUUCAAGUUGCCAAGCUAAUAGCGUGCACUGGCAGACCAUUCGUGGACGGAGAAUUUGUUAAAGAAUGCCUUCUUUCUGUUGCCAAAGAGAUGUGUCCAGCGAAGGCCGAUUUAUUUAGUACAGUGAGUCUUUCAGGACCCACAAUUACACGGAGGAUUGAAGAAAUGGGAGACAAUCUGUAUCAGCAUUUGCAAAACCUGACAAAAAAACUUUCCUAUUUUUCCUUGGCACUUGACGAAAGCAAUGAUGUUCGUGAUUCUGCACAACUUUUAAUUUUUAUUCGUGGGACGAAUGACAAUUUUGAAGUCACAGAAGAGCUUGCUGCACGGCAAAGCAUCAAAGGAACAACUACAGGAAAGGAUAUCUAUGAAAAGGUUUGUCAAACUGUGAAUGGUUUGGAGCUGGACUGGGCUAAACUAGCCAGUGUGACAACUGAUGGUGCUCCUAGCAUGGUGGGGUCUAAGAAAGGAGUAAUUGCUCGCAUUAACCAAGAGAUGGACAAACAUAAUUAUUCUCAUCCAAUAGCCAUACACUGCCUCAUCCACCAACAAGCGCUGUGUAGUAAAUCACUGAAGUGGGACUCUGUUAUGACAAUUGUGGUAUCUUGUGUUAACUUCAUUAGAGCUCAUGCACUAAACCACAGACAAUUGCAGGAAUUUUUGUCUGAGCUAAAUGCUGAGAUGGAGAUCUUCUGUACCACACAGAAGUCCAUUGGCUGAAUCGAGGGAGCGUUUUGAAACGUUUCUAUGACUUACUUCCACAGAUUACAGCUUUUCUGCUUUCAAAAAACAAAGAAGUACCAGAGCUCAAUGAUGCAGAAUGGAAAUGGCACCUUGCCUUUCUAACAGAUGUAACAGAGCUACUCAACAGUUUCAAUGUGCAACUUCAACGAAAGGGGAAGCUCAUCUGUGAUAUGCAAUCACAUGUCAAAGCAUCUGAAGUAAAAUUAGGCCUCCUCAUCAAACAAGUGAAGGAGGAAAACUUCUGCCAUCUCCCCACAACUCAAAAUCUGUUAGCGGAAAAACCAUUGGUUGCAUUCCCAAACAAAACAUGUGUGGAUUCACUGGAAAAAUUGCAAAAGGAGUUCCAAUGUAGAUUUAAAGACCUUCAUCUCCAUGAACAGGACAUACAGCUUUUCCGUAACCCAUUUUCUAUUGACAUUGAAAAUGUGGAUACAAUUUACCAAAUGGAACUGGCUGAACUUCAGAAUUGUGACUCUCUGAAAGACGCAUUCAAGUCAAGCAGCCUUCAUAGUUUCUAUGCAUCUCUCCCCUCUGAGACAUAUCCUCAUCUCAGGAACCAUGCACUCAAAAUGGCAGCCAUCUUUGGCAGCACUUAUGUCUGUGAACAGACUUUUUCCAGAAUGAAACAUCUGAAAUCUCCAACCAGAUCUAGACUAAUGGAUGAACACUUGCAUCACUUGUUACGACUAGCAGUGACAAAUAUGGAACCGGACAUUGACCAUCUCAUUAGCCAAAAGCAGGCCCAUAGUUCCCAUUGAAAUACUGCCACCAAACCAGGGAUAGCAGCGGAAACACAAGUCCGUCAUCCAAAUAGGCGCUACCGAGCAGCCAUGGGUUUUGUAAAGGCUGACUGACUAUAGUUUGGAUGGGUGUAAAUGAUGCUGCAGGGAGCUACAAAGACGGCCAUCUUUAAUAUAUCAGCUUCCAGACUGUUUGGUGCCGGCUACUACCAUGAAAUCUGAAUACAUGUGGCUUUAUAUGAUGUAAAUGUUUGAGAUGUACUUACUGACUGGAACGCCGAAAAUGUUUUGCUAACAAACAGUUAGUCAUUUUUAUAAUGACACAGUACGAGAAAAAGGUAUGUGCCAGGGAAGACUUACAAAACAUCGCAAUUUGCCACUGAAAGGUCAAGACAUUUUCUUCAUCCAUUUAUUCCGCUCAGAUUUGUACGAUAUUCCGGACAUUUAUAAGUGAGACUGUAUUCCACUCUGAAAAUUAUCUCAGCUUUGUCCUGUGUCUGCAAGACAAGCAAUACAAGUCUAUGGAAGGAGCUCUGCCCACCAGCUCUGGGAUAACUAAAAUUAUAGAUGAAGCAUGCAGAGCAGAACUUUGCUAAAAAUGCAAUAUACAAGUUAUAUAAUGACCAUAAAUAGUGCUUCUCCUCAUGUACACACACAGGGAAGCCUACCCUGAAAAGUCACUUGAAAUGACAGAUUCCUUUACACUGAGUGUAGUUGUUCAGGGAUGUCCUAGAAUCAUCAUGGAAGAUGAGAAUAUCAGGUGCCACAAAAAUGUGCACAAUUUUAUUGGAAGACAUUAGGGGUUGAAGAAGAUGAAGAAGAGAUGUCGGGGUUGAUUCACCAGGAUGAGGAAACAGAAGUUGGAUCCUGCCCAGAAUAUUGUAAGGGAAGGGAUAGCACCAUCUUGCAACAAUCAUCUUCUCGUAGUCAUUAAUUGUAUCCUGCUGUUCCAGACAUCUUGAAAUCUGGUCUUGAACGUUCUUUUAUUGUGACACUACCGCUGCCAGCAAACCCUCAAUUCCUGCAUCUUUUCUCUCAGUUUACCAUCAGGACAGUACAGGGAAGCAUUUAGUUUGGACCAUCUCAACCAAUGAGAACGCAUCAUUACAAAGCAAAAAAAUUACAUAAAGACUGACAUAGCUACAAGUACAAAACCAGGACCUGUCAUCAGUGCAGGAAUGGAAAGGUUCUAUUUCCAACCAAACAUGAUCUGCAGUCCAUACAGUACAUGAUAUAGAAUGCAGACAAGACCCAGCGUGUUACAGCACUAAGAAAUAACACUUCAUCAUUUAAUAUCGGAGCAUAAACAUUCAUCUGUCACAAGGUGAUCAAAGACUGGAGUACAAUAUGAUCUAAACAUGGCUUAAUGACCAUGAGAAGAUGAUGAUGCUAUAUGUUCUACAGAAGACUAGGGCGGUCUGGAGACAGAAAUCGCUUUCAGGAGUCUUGAAUACAGGCUGUUUUGCAUUGUAGUGAAGAACAAAUAGUCUACAAGAGUAUUCAUGAACAGGAACCAUAGCGGUGCGAUCUGUUACUAUUAAUAUUUACGUCACUGGAACCGAUGUCCUUAUCAGCACAGAACAGGAACAAUGUAUCAUGUAGGAGCAGCAGACUUCCUAUAGAGAAAGCCCGAUAAGAGGAACAGGAUCAGAACCAGCAGCCGCACACCACAUGAAGGGAUUUUUUUCUCCCUUAGCAUUUCUGGAUUAAAGAGAAACUAUCACAACACGAUGCUCCUGUUCCCACAGCAUUAGAAAUAACCAUAAAUGUUCCCAAAGUAUUUCCGGGACUGUACAGGGGCUCAUUUUUGGCGCUGUGAUAUGUUGUUUUUUUGUGUAUGUCCAAUUUAUUUAUUUUUUUUAGUUUACACUUUUAUUGUAAUGGAUCAUUAACAUUAUAUUUUAAAUAGUUCUGACAUUUCUGCACACAAUGUUACCAAAUAUAUUUAUUAUUUUGUUACUGUAUUGUAAAAGAAGGGAGUUAUUUACAUUUUUAUUAGGGGACGGGCUAAAUCACAUUUUGAAAAUAUUUUUUUUUAUUACACAUUUUAAAACCACAGGUGUAAACAGAGCCUCAGGGGAUAUACAUAAUUAUUGCAGCUGUGUUGGAAUGAAACACAUGGAACUGCAGGACUAACUAUGGGAAGUGUGCAUGAAGUAACAAAAAAUAAAAAAACACCUGAUGUUGCUUUGCGUAUUCUACAUCUAGUUUGCACAAGGGCAGAGAUGCUGUCUCCUCCCUGUAAAUGUAGCAUGUCUCAGACUGGGAUACAUAUGUCCAGCCUGACUGUGGCUGCUGAUCCUUGGGGCAGUGUCAUUUUUAAUGUCCAUGAAUUGUUGUCCAGUUAUACUUAGUAGUCGUAAGUUCUCAAAAAGAUUUAGGGAUAUAUUAUAUUAAUACUGCUAAGGACCACUUACGGUACUACUGUUAACUACCCAGGUACAGACAAAACAAAACAUUUCUUAAAGGGGUAAUCAACUGGUGCCAGAAAGUUAAAC